AUGAACAAGUUGCGUGCGUUAUAUCUAAGCGUCAAUAGCUGGUCGAAGCUUUCGAAGCUCCCGGCUCCAUUCGCGUCUGGGAUCGCUGCCCUGCUCGCCGCCCCCCGCUUUCGUCACUUAUCUCUGAAUGGUUGGUCCUUGGAGCAAGACAUUUCUGACCUCAAAUCAACACUCUCGCCCUGCUUGGCCACCCUUGCAACCCUUUCCCUCGAGAAAAUCUCUGAAUCCAAAUGUAUUCAAGGAAGCUCCGAAUCAAAAGAAGCGUCUGUUCUGCGCCUAGAAGGUCUCCGCACAUUAGAGCUUUACGACGUAAAGCACCCUUUACUUGAAAAGGGUCUCGUCCAAUGCCCGAACCUCGAAUGCUUACUUCUCAAGCUAUACCAACCGAAGGCUUUGCAGCUGCCACCAUGUAUUCCUGCUAAGUUAGCCAAGCUAGUGGUGCACGGUCGCGUUAUUGACCCCCCGCCAGUGUUUGGGAAGAUUAUCUGCCCAUCAGAGUUAUCAGUAGAAAUAAAAGGACCAUCGUACGGGAGAUGCGUAUCUUGGUUCCAGGGUUGUGUCAAUUCGCUCCCAUUCCCGAGGGAGCUUCGUCGAAUCACGCUCAAGUGUGACAUGGACUUCAGCCGUGAACGUUCCAUCGAUUAUCCCGCCGCAGAAAACUAUGCCGCGCUGUUCACCUUCCUAGAAGAACUUGACAACUUCGGGAAACUACAACACGUGGACAUGAAUAUCCUGAUCACUGCCCCAGCGGAUGUAACACCUGGUGAUGGCGAAGAAACGACAGAGGUAGAGAAAAUAAGGGACAUGUUUGCCCCGUUAUUGGAAUCGGGCGCGUUGGAGGUCGAGCUCGUUAUACAGCGUUGGGUCUUCGAGUAUGGGCGACAUGAAGUGGUUUUGCGAAUCACAGCGUAA
Molecule: messenger RNA, 912 nt
Organism: Pleurotus ostreatus (oyster mushroom)
Lineage: Eukaryota; Fungi; Basidiomycota; Agaricomycetes; Agaricales; Pleurotaceae
Exons: 2
Coding region: 1-912 (303 amino acids)
Source: RefSeq, a predicted model, not a curated record